AUGAUUAGAUGUAAAACAAAUUAUUCAAAUAAGCGAAUAUUAAUAAUAUUCAUUAUUGUCUGUUGCAUUUUAUCUUAUCAACAACAAAAAAAUUAUAUCAAUCGAAUAAUAAAUAAUAUUCUUAUUAAAUUUCCAACUUCAUUCUUUCAUAACAAAACAACAAAUGUUAAAUUUGAACUUUCUCAUGAUAAUACAACAUUAACACAGAACAUCAAAGAUUUAAUCGAAUAUAAAGAAACAAUUUCUCCAUUCACAAUGAAUAAUACAACCCAUAAAUAUAUCAUUGAGGAAUUAUAUUUCACACUUACUACUAAUACUAAACGAAUAAUCAAUACGAUUCAUUAUUUAAAAUUUUGGGCAACAUUUCCUAAUAUUAACUGUCUUAUUAUUUUCGAAGAAAACGAUUUUAUGAAUAAUAAAAAUAUUAUAGAAUAUCUUAUUCAUGAAGGAAUUUUAUGUAAAAUACAAAUUUCAAAUAUAACAAAUUAUGAAGAAAGAUAUGUUGAAUUAUUUCAUCUUGCUUGGCAAAAUCAAAAUAGAAAUGUAACAAAAUCUAUUCAAUGGUUUAUUGUUAGUGAUGAUGAUACAAUAUGGUUUAUAAAUAAUCUUUUACAUACACUUCAACAAUAUAAUUCAUCAAUAUCCAUUUAUUUAGGUAAUAUUUCUGAUAGAAAAUCACAAAUUAAACGUCAUGGCGACUAUUAUGCUUAUGGUGGUGGUGGUAUUCUAUUAAGUCGAUCAUUAGCAUCAUUAUUAUCAAAAUAUAAUCAACAAUGUAAAAAAUAUAGGAAUAUCUAUGGUGGUGAUGCAAUGAUUGGUAAAUGUAUUACUGAAAUAUUAAAUGUUAGUUUAACAAAAAAUAGAAAUUUUCAACAAAUGGAUCAUAGUGGAGAUAUGACGGGUUAUUUUGAAAGUGGAAUUCAUGGUUUAGUAUCUUUACAUCAUAUGUUUUCAUUAUGGAAAUUAUUUCCCGAUGGAUAUGCUGAUAAAAUUAAUGAGACGAUGAGUCUUUUACAACUUGCUUAUAUGAAAUUUGAUAGAAAUUUCUUAAAACGAUAUAUUCAAAUUAAUCAAACAACUAAUCAAACAUUAUUAUUAACAAUAGGUUAUUCAGUUAGUUUAUUUAAUCGAAUAUUAUCUCAUGAAGAUUUACAGCAAGUUGAAAAUACAUGGAAUGGUAAUGAAAUGACAAUGAGAAAAUAUCGAUCGAAAGAAAAGAAUAAAACUACUUGGUAUUUUCAACGAAUAAUAAAGGAAAACUUUAAUAAUUCAAUUCAAUAUAAAACCAUUUAUGAAAAUAGAUAUAAUCAAAUCCAAUAUAUAAAUGUCAUAUUGUGUUAA
Adineta steineri is the source of this 1341-nucleotide messenger RNA. The record is from the annotation of a GenBank genome assembly. NCBI's taxonomy places the organism in Eukaryota, Metazoa, Rotifera, Eurotatoria, Adinetida, Adinetidae.